GGUUACGAAGCAGGCAUCAAGGGAAUUUUAGAAGAUCGGCGGGACAGGAAAGUCCACGACUCACGUGAAGCAAUCGACCUUGAAGCAAUGAUCAAGGAUCUUCAACUACGCGAUCAGGAAUCUGUGCUCAUGCGGAAGACUCUCACAGAUAUCUAUGAACGAAACCGCCAGAUUCGUCGACGUCUCAAUGAGACCUACACGCAUCCUCCAAAAAUCAAUCCUGCAGAUGCCCAAUACGAGAACGCUUUUUACACGGAUGUUUACCAUCUCGUACGGCACCACAUCCAUCGGACUAUCCAAGGGCUAGACCUCGGUACCAUGCUCGACAAGGUCUCUUACUCCCAAACAAAAAGAGAAAAUAUUAUCAUACGGAUGGAAAUCGAUGCCAAUGAAGGCAAUACUGAACCGUUCUUCGUUGAUUUUGCCGCGCGGAUGGGUCCAAGAAACGCACAAAUUGUCUACGAGUCACUUCGAAGCCUGGUCGAGAAAUCCUCACAAGAAGCGCGGAACUUUAGAACCAUGGUCGAGGCCUGCCAAAACAUCAUAGACGAACCUAAUCCGGCUUUUACCCCAAUUGCCAAUCCAACCCACCCCGCCUCCUAUAUGGUACCAAAUGUUCUCAACGUAACCCUUGAGAAGGAGCCCCCAGAUUCGCCAUUCGAAAUGGCACGGACAAUGGGCUCGAACAUCACUCUCGCGGUAGCAAAGUCCAUUCUUGAGAAACCUCCGAGUGAGCCAGCCGGCACAUUCACAGACAAUAACUACCCCUGGUACGAACUCCUCCGCAACUUCUUCACAUCCCCCGAUAUCUUCCCCCUUUUCCGCUCUGCAACCUAUACAGGAAGCAGACGAUCAUGGAACAAAGACGAGUUCAUCAAAUACGUCAACUCCCUCCUCAAAACACCCCUCGAACAUCGCAUCAUCGAAGCUUUUCUCGUUUACUGCUCUCACACCAGUGAUCUCUUCCGCAUAACAGAGUUCAGGCGCAGAGUAAACGUGAUCCCCGACGGCUGGGAGCUCUGCGAAGAAAACCGAGUACGCGGCCUCUACCGCAAAGUGCCUCCCUCCUCUCUAUCCCGUCCCCGAGGAAUCGACCGCCUCGAACAUGUCCUGUGCAAGAACUGGGGUGCGGUAGGAUGCGAAAAUCCAGAUCGGAAUAUGGAUGAAGAAGACUUGCGGAAAUUCUUGAAUGGAGCGAUGCCGAACGAUCAUCGGAUCAGUAAAGAGAGAAUGCGGAUGUGUGUUAGCUAUUGGAGUAAUGUUGGUCAAUUCUUCGUCUUGGUGAACCCGGACGCAUACCUCAGAAUCGACGAAUACGCCGACGCCUUCACGUCCGCCAAACUCUUUCGCAUCGAUUCUGGCUUCAACCUCCUCUCUUCCCUGCCUCUCCUCCCCAUCUCCGCCCCGCCUCCGAACUUCGACCAAAUCCUCUCUUCUUUCCAAACCACCUCUCUUGCUCCUUUGAUAAAAGGACAUGGGAGGGAAGGCGUUGGUGAGAGGAUGUUGUAUAGGUUUUUGUUUUUGGGGGUUGAGAGAGGGGGCAUGAAUUGGGAGGUUAGUAGGUUUCAGUUUCAUUGCUUUUUGAGGUGGUGCAGUCAGAGUGGGAGGAUCGUUGAGAUGGCGAGGGACGGGGGUUUGAGGUUUAUUGCUGGGGGCGGCAGUGCAGGGGGAAGUGGAAAUUGGGGUGGAGCUGGAGGUGGAGGUAGAAGUGCAAGUGGAAGCCAAGGAGGUGGUCUAAGUGCUAGCGGGAGUCGAAGUUUUAGUGCGAAGGGAAGUCGAGAGGGAGUGGUAAGUGCAAAUACAAGCGGGAGUCGAGGACAGAGCACUACGGUGGGACAAAGUGGACAAAGUGGAAGCGGUCAUGGAGGAAGCGUGAGGGAUCCAAGGAGGAGGGAUGGCGAUGGCGAUGGCGAUGGGCAUGGAUAUGCGAGGCAGGGGUGGAAUGGGAGGGAUGAUGAUGUGAUGAGUUAUCAUGGGACGACCUUGGGAGAUUUCAUUGGGAAGUAGCUGAGCCGGAAAGGCUUUUUUGGGGGGGCGUGUGCAGUUUGACCAUGGAGCAGUGAGGUUUGAUUCGCUGUAUUCAUCUUUGCCAACUACUGUUGUUAUUAGAUAAUACCUUAGUAGCACGCCUUUUUCAUUUUGAGUACUAAUUUAAUGCUUAACUGAUAAUACUAUAGAUUUGAUUUAGAACUUAUAAAGAGGAUAGGUUAUCGAAAC
Molecule: messenger RNA, 2217 nt
Organism: Hyaloscypha bicolor E
Lineage: Eukaryota; Fungi; Ascomycota; Leotiomycetes; Helotiales; Hyaloscyphaceae
Exons: 3
Coding region: 88-2007 (639 amino acids)
Source: RefSeq, a predicted model, not a curated record